AUGGUGGUGGGUAUUAUUGGUCUUCUUAUACUUUUAAUCAUCAUUGUGGUUCCAGUGGUAGUCAUUAAAGAACGUGAUCGUCAAAAGCAAUUAGAUCAACAAGUGAAUCGAAAUGGUGGAUAUAAUCAAGGCGGCAACAAUAACAAUAAUAACAACAACGACAAUAUCAUUAGCAACAACAGUAAUAGUAAUGGCAACAAUACAAGUGCAAGUAUAGAUAAUACUGAUGGUUAUAGUGUAUAUCGAAAUGGGGAUGGUAUCAUCAAUGGUCAUAUAGUAUCCAAAUAUGCUAACCUAACUCGCAUACAAACAAUCAAGGCAGAUGCAUUAGCAAACAAAGAGCGUGUCUUUGUUGUUGGUGAUAUUCAUGGUUGCUUAGAUGAAUUUAAUCAAUUACUGGAUCAUAUUCAAUUCAAUCCUUCCACUGAUCAAGUCAUUUUAGCUGGUGAUAUGAUUGCCAAAGGACCUUCCAAUACUGGUGUCAUCCGGCGUGCAAAGGAAAUCGGUGCGUUAUGUGUACGAGGAAAUCAUGAUGACAAGGCUAUUCGUUUCAAGACAUAUGAAAGAUCUAAUGGUCCUGAUGGAAUGGGUCCAUCUAGUGCUGUUAUGCCUGAAGGUGAUGUUCCUGAUCCAUUGAAAUAUAAAAAUCCUCAUCUUCCUAUCUCAAGAGAACUUUCUGAUGAAGAUUAUGAUUACUUGACUAGUUGUCCAUCGAUUCUACGUCUACCAUCGAUGAACAAUAGUAUUGUAGUACAUGGUGGAUUAGAUCCUAUGGUAUCAGAUUUGGUUCAACAACAACCGUUGGAUGUGAUGACAAUGCGUGAUAUCUCAGAUACAGGUGAACCUACAGAUGAAAAACGAGUUGGCACUCCUUGGGCUCAAGCAUGGAACGAAGCACAAGAAAAAUCAAAUACACCUCUCACUGUAUAUUAUGGGCAUGAUGCUAGUCGAGGAUUAGUUAUUCAACCAUUUUCUUACGGAUUGGAUACGGGAUGUGUUUAUGGAAGAAACCUUACGACUAUAGAUAUCAAGACUAAACAAAUCUUUAGUGUUCCUUGCAAAGAAUAUGCGACCUGA
Molecule: messenger RNA, 1077 nt
Organism: Halteromyces radiatus
Lineage: Eukaryota; Fungi; Mucoromycota; Mucoromycetes; Mucorales; Cunninghamellaceae
Product: Metallo-dependent phosphatase-like protein
Exons: 2
Coding region: 1-1077 (358 amino acids)
Biological process (GO): polyphosphate catabolic process
Cellular component (GO): cytoplasm
Molecular function (GO): phosphatase activity; endopolyphosphatase activity
Source: RefSeq, a predicted model, not a curated record